AUGGGGAUUGGUCUUUAUUUAAUUGUUGCAGGAACUUUAAUCACUGGAGCAGCAAAUUCUUUACUUACAAAAUAUCAAGAUAAUCAAUGUGUUGAUAAUUGUCAUGAUCCUAAUCCUGAUAAUCAUAAACUUUUCCAACAACCAGGUAUUCAAACCAUGCAAAUGUUUCUUGGUGAAUUAAGUAUGUAUUUAGUAUUUGUGUUUUAUAAAUGGUACAACCAUGAUAAUAAUAAUAAUCAAUACAUUCAAUUAAAUGAAAAUGAACAAUUGAAUGAGUCAUCUAAUAACCUUCCCCAUGAAACAUCAAUAUUUGAAAAUUUUAAAUUAUCAAUUCCAGCAAUUUGUGAUUUAAGUUGUACUACUUUAUUAAAUAUUGGAUUAGUUUAUACUCCUGUUUCUAUUUAUCAAAUGUCAAGAGGUUCAGUAGUAUUAUUUGUGGCUACAUUAUCAGUAAUAUUUCUUAAACGGAAAAUAACUAAAUUAGAAUGGUUAUCAUUAUUUUUAGUAACAUUAGGAAUUGGUCUUGUUGGAUUAAGUGGUUCAAAAAAUCCUUCUUCAACUCCAAAUUCAUCUUCAAAUAACUCACCUGGCCCGGCAUUGGCUAUAUUUUUUGGAAUUUUUUUAAUUAUUUGUGCUACAUUUUUACAAGGGAUUCAAUUUGUUGUUGAAGAACAUAUUCUUAUUAAAAAUCCUAUUAUUCCAUUACAAUUAAUUUAUAUUGAAGGAUUUUAUGGAUUAUCAUUAAUGAUAAUUAUUUGUUUAUUAUUAAAUUUUUUAAUUAAAUCAAUUGAAUCACCAAAAGAUUUCCAAUCUUCUCCAUUUAAUUUAUUUUUAGCAAUUUAUCAAGUUUUCCAUAAUGAAAAAAUUUUAAUUUCAUCAAUUUUAAUUCUGUUAUCAAUUGCUAUUUUUAAUUAUUGUGGACUUUCUAUAACUCAUAAAAUUUCUGCUACAGCAAGAUCAACAAUUGAUACUUGUAGAACUUUAUUGGUUUGGAUUAUUGCUAUGACUAUGAAAUGGGAAUCAUUCCAAUUAUUACAAUUUUGUGGAUUUAUUGUAUUGGUUUUCGGAACUUUAUGUUUUAAUGGAGUUUUAAACCCAGAAAAUUGGUCAUUUAUUCCCAAUUGGUUGAAAAAUAAUGAAGGUAAUACUUCUCAUGAAAGAUUGAUUGAUGUGGUUGAUGAAAUUGAUGAACCAAUUGAAAGAAUGUAA
Molecule: messenger RNA, 1209 nt
Organism: Candida dubliniensis CD36
Lineage: Eukaryota; Fungi; Ascomycota; Pichiomycetes; Serinales; Debaryomycetaceae
Exons: 1
Coding region: 1-1209 (402 amino acids)
Biological process (GO): pyrimidine nucleotide-sugar transmembrane transport
Cellular component (GO): Golgi membrane; intracellular membrane-bounded organelle
Molecular function (GO): pyrimidine nucleotide-sugar transmembrane transporter activity
Source: RefSeq, a predicted model, not a curated record